UACCGAUAGUUCGUAUGUAACAUUACCAAUAUUAUCUCAAAAUGGGAAAGAUAACCUUAGAUAUGCUGGCGAAAUCUCCAAGCCAUACAAAGAAAAGAAGAGAUGAAACUGUGCAACAAUACGUGCGGAGGUUGACCCACUUGUAUUUUUCAGAGAAAAACAUCGAUGAAAUUGAUAAUCUUCAUCACUGCCGAAAUCUAUCAGUUCUCUACCUUUAUGACAACAAUAUUGCAAAGAUCAAGAAUCUUGGUUUUGCAACCAGCCUAACACAUUUAUACCUUCAGAAGAAUGAGAUUACUAAAAUAGAGGGACUUGACAAUCUUAGGAGAUUAACAAAGUUGUACCUUGGUUCUAAUUCCAUCACAGUUGUGGAGGGGUUGGAGAAACUUGAAAGUCUUCGUGAGCUUCACAUUGAAAAACAAAAUCUACCUCCUGGUGAAAAGCUUCUCUUUGAGCCAAGAUCACUUGAAGCUCUUUCUAAAUCACUAUGCGUGCUGAAUAUAUCUGAAAACAACAUAGAUUCUGUUGAGGAGCUGAAAUGUCUCAAGAACAUGACGCAGUUUUUCACAGAAAACAACUGCCUCUCAGAUAUGAAGGAGCUUUCAAGAGUUUUUGCAUCUUGGCCAUCACUGUGGAGGUUAGAACUGACUGGAAAUCCUAUUUGUAACAAGAAAAAAUACAAGGACAGAGUCAUUGUUAUGUCCAGGUCAUUAGUUAUGCUUGAUGGCAAGGAAAUCAAUGAGACUGCCAAACGAUUUUUAAUGAACUGGAAAGCCAGCAGAGAUGCAAGAAGGAAACAGAGGAAACAGCUGCACUUCCUUGAAGGGGGAGCAUCAAAUCUCAUAUCGGAUUCAUCAAAUGCAUUUUCAAGUUUACCUUCUCUUCCACCCAUUCAGGGGCUACCAAAUGCUGAAGGGGAAUAUAUGAUAAACCCUGGAGUAAAUCCAUUACUUUAUGAAGGAGUUGUAGCCAGUGGAUCCCAGUCAUUAGCACUACCUAGGGGCACAAAACCAUUUGCAGCUAUAAUGCAAGCAAGAGCUCCAAACUCAACACUUUUAAACAGGAAACCUGCAGAGGAUGUGUCACAAUCAAGGUUUCCAAACAUCUUUGCACCACCACGCCCCAUCAUUUCCGAGUCAAACUGGGACACUGACAGUGAUGUCCACAGUGGACCACCUGUGCCACUACAGACAUAGUGAAUUAUGGACAAUAAAGAUUUCUGAAAAUUCUAUACGUUUUGGUUACAAAAAAGAUAAACACUGUUAUUGGUAACAAAUUGUCGAAGCAACAAAGUGAACACUUAGAGAUAAAAUCUUCAAAACUGUUCUUUUUUUAAUUCAGUUGCCUAAUACAAUAUUAUUAUGAUUAUUAGUUCCAUAAAGGUUUUUAUAUAUGUGUGAAUCAUUAUUGCUAAAUUAUUGCUAUAUUAUUGUAAAGUUUUGUACAUAUAAGUGAAUCAAUUUUGCUAACUUAUAUUGUAGAUUAUUGCUGUAUAACUAGAGCCAUAUUCAAGAUUGUUGCAACCUGCUGUAAACUGUAAAUAAGUUUGUAUAUACAUUGUUGAGUAUUACUUUUACAUUUUAAUAACAGAAUAUAUUUAUUUACUACUCUUAGUGCCAAGAAAAGCACAAGAUUGAGUUUGAGGCUAGAGUUGAAAAGACACCAAUUUUGAUACAUGAUAAAAAAUUAUUUCAAGAGUUUUUACCACUUCUCACUUCCAUCUCACUUGCUGAUUGGGGAAAUAAUUAUAUCUAGUUUUUAUCACACAUUAAUGGAUUUAUGAAGUGUUACUUAAAACUAAAUAUGGUAUUCAAUGUGCUCUAUGCUACUUCAGCUUGUCAAUAGAAGGCAUUUUGUUGGUCAGUUGAUGGGGUAUCAUUUGUUAAUAAAACUUCAGUACGUCAAAAGAAAAUUAUUUGACGAUAAUACAAAGACGUGAAACUCUUCUCUCUGUAAUUUUUUAUUUUAUGGGGCACAAUCACAGAGUUCAAUUCACAGUUAUAUACAAUAUAAAAUUCUUCAAUUUGUAAUAUAAGAAACAGUGAGAGAAAACUUAAAAGGUCUGUUGGGACAGACUAAGAGUGAAAAUAAUUAAAGUUGUUCAGUUGAU
This is a messenger RNA of Pocillopora damicornis (cauliflower coral), 2110 nucleotides long. Its product is annotated as protein phosphatase 1 regulatory subunit 42. Gene Ontology annotation, molecular function: protein binding. Lineage: Eukaryota; Metazoa; Cnidaria; Anthozoa; Scleractinia; Pocilloporidae. The record is from RefSeq and is a predicted model, not a curated record.